Haemonchus placei is the source of this 500-nucleotide messenger RNA. The record is from the annotation of a GenBank genome assembly. Lineage: Eukaryota; Metazoa; Nematoda; Chromadorea; Rhabditida; Trichostrongylidae.
AUCUGAUGCUAUCACCUACUCAACUCGGUAGGGCGGCACUGGUAUCUUCUCUACCUCCAGAUGCAGCAUUGUUUGUAUUCAGUGAUCUUCAGCAAGCCACCAAAGCAAUAGCUCUUGACAGUGAACUUCAUAUGCUGUUACUCCGACGAACUGUUCUGUAUGGCAAGGAUGCGAUUGGAAUCAUUUGCAUACUCCAUCUUCGCUUCUUCUCUGCCCUUGCACUCUUCGAUGUUGUAAAUGAGAAGUCAAUUGAUGAGGUAGCUCGUCGAUUCAGGAUCAGUCGCGGUACUCUUCAGACUCUUCAGCAACAAAGUGCCACUUAUGCCGCGAUGGUGGUCGCAUUCUGUUCCCGCCUGGGUUGGACGUAUCUUUGCGACCUUCUCAAGGGUUUCGCCUCACGGUUGGCGUUUGGGGUUCGAAGAGAACUGACAGAACUUGUUUCCAUUGCAGGAAUCGAUGCAAGUCGGUAUGUCUGCUCUUGGCGCAAUCUUCAAUAUUGA